Messenger RNA from Clonostachys byssicola, 210 nucleotides. NCBI's taxonomy places the organism in Eukaryota, Fungi, Ascomycota, Sordariomycetes, Hypocreales, Bionectriaceae. The record is from the annotation of a GenBank genome assembly.
AUGCCCGCCACAAGCAGCACCACCGGCAGCGCGCCCCAGAAGCAGGCCCCAAUGGAGAUGGGCGCCCGCGACGGCAUCGUCGUCGCCCAGCCGACCGCCGAGCCUCUCCCCAGCGCCGAACAGCAGCAGCUGUCUCUUCGCGGAGGUGAGCUGAACUGCGGCUUCUCCUGCUGCGGCGGAUCCUGCCGUUUCCACAAGAGCUGCUGCUAG